AUGGUAUUAAACGAUGAUCUCGUCAAUCAUGGCAUGACUAUUCAUCAUGGUAAACAUUUUGACUUCUGUCUAAUCGAUUUUCCUCUUGUCCAUUCAAAUGCACCGUUGGCUGUUCGAUCUAAGUGCAGGGACUUUCGUGAUAAUCUCAUUCGAACAUUUUCUGACGAUGCACCGAAUUGUGAGAAUACACGACGUCCAUGCUACAAAUGGACCAUUGAAUUCAUAUGGAGUACAAUUAUCGAUGAUGUUAUUGUUUUUAAUGAAAGUUUCAAAGCCGUAUCAGAAGGACAUACUCUCAUGUUCGUGUGCUUCGACAAUAAUAUUUUGCCAAAUCAACAAGAUUUUUUAAUUAACCAAUAUACCAAUAGCGUCUUUUUUGAGUCGCAUAAUACUAAUUCGAAUAGUAAUUGUGACACAAUCUUCAACUAUCUGCGUGAAAACCAACAUAACGAGAUCGUGCGACCGAAACGGAGGACACCAGAUUAUUCUUAUCCACUGCGUCUUCAUGCUAAUAGCAUUAGCAGUGGACUUGUUUUUAACUAUUUCUAUUCCUAUCUCAAUCGACAAGUUGGCUCAACAAAUAAUAUCUUUCUCACAUUCAUUUUCAACAGAAAUAUAAGUCGCGAAGCAUUUCCCUCAAGAGUUAAUACAAUGAAGAAAACCACCAAAGAUUGCUACGACACAUAUGAAGAAUAUUUUAAGAGUGUUAAACUUGAGGAAGACAAGAAAAAUGCUGAAAUUCGACUAGUGCCAGUCUACUAUUUACUUGCACCUACAUCGUGUAACUUUGGUCCGCCAGAUACUGGCACUUCGAUUGUACACAAUGAGACGACCCUUCGAGGAACAAUCAUUGAUCCAGAUAAUCCGAAGAGCAUACAUUUGGCCACUAUAAAUGGAGAAGUGCUUCGAUCUAGACCGAUGCAUCACUACAAUCGCUAUCUUCGUCGUACAUUUUACUAUAUCGAUGAAAUCGACAAAAACAAUAAGCUUGUUCGAUAUCUAUUUUGUGGAGAAUAUCCUUAUAUUUUGUCUAUUCUUGGCCAAUUGGAACAAAGUGGUCAAAUAAGUAGGGUACAAAAGAGAGAUGAAUAUUUGCGCUUCUGCAAUAUGCUCAAUCGAAUUCUUGCUAUUGAAAAUUUAACGGAAUCAAUCAAAUUGAUCCAAAUUGAUGACGAAGAGAGGAAAGAGACUACCCAGGUUGAUCAAGAUGAUAAAUACAACCAAGCUGAUUAUGCAGAUGCUAAAUCAUUAUCGAGUUUGAUCAAAGAAGAUAUCGAUCAAUGGUAUGACAGCUCUGAUAUGUACGUGGCUGAACUUUCUAUUACUUCAAUGAUCCUUCAAUCUCAAAAAAAUAAUCAUGUAGUGUUCUUCUUUUUCAAGAAAACGAAUAAUGAGCAAUUGAUUAUAGCACUGAUCAAAGAUCUCAAAGAAAAAUUGGAAGCUCAUGGUUAUGUCGUCGAUGAUGUUAUUGACGAUCUCAAUUCAAUCGAAGAAUUAGAACAGAUCAUCUUUAUUUGUACCGGCCACAUGAAUGAUCAUGAUAAUUAUCAAAUGAUGCAAGCCGUAGGACGCAAGAUCACUAAACGUGGUGUACUACGUGAUGUCUUUAUUUUCAUCAACGAUGCUAUUCAACAUUUUUCGUGUCAUCUUAUUAAAUCUGUUCCAUAUCUCACCUUUGAUUUGCGCGUACGUACGGCUCAAUUAACCGAUGAUGAAGUUCGAGAAGUGAUUGAUUAUCUUAAUAAUAUGAAUAUUCUGUCGGAGACUUACACGAAUAUGUUCGACGAUGCUUAUCAUUCUGUUCAACAGACAGCUAUCCAAUGUACAAGUGUUGGUGCAGGUUGUGCUGCUGCCUUUUAUUUUAAUUAUGCCAAAAUUCUGACAUCUUCGCCUGCUCAUCAACAGCGAAUAAAAUUAAUUCAUCAACAGCUGCUCAUAGAGAAUCUUCUCGAUUCUGAACAAAACAAAGCAAUUUUCAUCAGUAAAUGGGUGUUUGUCAUUCCAUGGACCAUCGAAAAUUCUUCUCAACUUCUCUCUUACGGUCUAUCAUUGAAUGAAAGCGAGCAAAAAUCAAUGGGGUUUAGCUUAACUUGCUGGAAGUCGGCAAAUACAAAUUUCAUCAGUCCAAACUUAUCAAUGACCAUUGGUGGUGUCUUUCAACGAUCAUACAGUCCUCUAGUUAUCUACAAACUCACGAAUCUAACUCAUGAAAAGAUUAUCUAUUUUCCAAUGGAGAUACCGGCGGCUUUGCAUGGUUUACAAAAUCAAUAUCAGAAUAUCCUUUCUCAUUUCAAUUUUGGGACAUUCGAUCCAUUGGAGCAAGCUAUGACUUUUCGUAGAAAAGUUGAAGAACACAAAGCAAGCGAACCAGAUGCCAAAUGGCACGAGGACAUUAUCUUAGUUCCUCUGGAUCGACCUUCAAUAAUUCCUGAAAACCAGUCAAUCACGUCAUUUCAACAAGCUGAAAUUCUACUGAAGACAUUAUGGGAGCAUUUGUCUUCGGCUUCAUCAAACUAA
Messenger RNA from Rotaria sordida, 2517 nucleotides. The record is from the annotation of a GenBank genome assembly. NCBI's taxonomy places the organism in Eukaryota, Metazoa, Rotifera, Eurotatoria, Philodinida, Philodinidae.